GUCAGGGCUCUAGCUUGGUUGGCAGAACUUCCUCCUUCUCGUAUUGCUUGGCGCUGAGGGGCAUUACAAGCGCUCUAUGCAUCAGACCCCUGAAAGGACAACUGUUCGUGGAUGACAACAUAGAUAAAGAAUAGCAUCAACCAAUCUUCAAAGUCCAAAAUCACAAAAUCAGCACUGAUCCUGACGCAAUACAAGCAAAAUACAAUCGUCAUGGGUUCCUUCGGCACAAUCUAUUCCUACCCAAAUAACUGGAGGGUGUCGCGCGCCCAAGUUGUUGCGGCUAUCAAUGGCUUGAAGAUCGACGUUCCUGAGUUCCAAUUCGGCCAGGCAAACAAGUCUGAAGAUUUCCUCAGCAAGUUCCCGCUCGGCAAGGUCCCGGCAUUCGAGGGAGCCGAUGGUUUCACCCUGACUGAGGGCGCCGCGAUUGCGACAUACCUGGCCGGCAGUGGGCCCCGUGCUGAGCAACUCCUCGGCUCCGAUAUCAAGACCCAGGCCAAGAUCGCCGAGUGGACGCUGUUCACCGAGACCGAGCUCGUGUCACACGCCACACCACCCUUGCUCAUGAUGAUCAAGCUCGUGCCCUUCGACGGUUCGCGGUAUGAUUUCUCCGCAUCAGCGUUCGAGCGUGCGCUGCAAAAGGUCGAGGCGGCUGCUAAAAGCGGCAAGAAGUACCUUGUUGGAGAGCAACUGACGCUGGCUGACCUGACUGUCUCGGCCGCACUGUUCUGGGCCAGCGGGUUCCUGCUAGACGCGCAGAUGAGGAAGGCCGCGCCGGCCACGGUCGAAUAUCUCAAGGGGAUUGCGACGACCCCCGAGUUUGCUAAGGUUUUUGGGGAGUACAAACCUUGUGAGACCCGGAUCAAGGGCGCCGCAUGAGAUCUCGACCAAGACUUGCACGGGAGAAAAAGAUCGCAUCACCAUGGUAUACCAAACACUCCCAAAUUCAUUAUUGAUCAAUGCUUUUCCCAAGCCAUUUAGAUGGAGUUAUUGAGACUGGCCUAAAAGAAGACUGCUGUCAUUA
This is a messenger RNA of Diaporthe batatas, 1021 nucleotides long. RefSeq lists its product as uncharacterized. The record is from RefSeq and is a predicted model, not a curated record. Gene Ontology annotation, cellular component: nucleus; cytoplasm. Bases 211 to 876 code for a protein of 221 amino acids. The transcript has 2 exons. Lineage: Eukaryota; Fungi; Ascomycota; Sordariomycetes; Diaporthales; Diaporthaceae. Gene Ontology annotation, biological process: translational elongation.